Molecule: messenger RNA, 8111 nt
Organism: Topomyia yanbarensis
Lineage: Eukaryota; Metazoa; Arthropoda; Insecta; Diptera; Culicidae
Product: neuroligin-1
Exons: 11
Coding region: 3243-6413 (1056 amino acids)
Biological process (GO): postsynaptic membrane assembly; presynaptic membrane assembly; chemical synaptic transmission
Cellular component (GO): cell surface; synapse; postsynaptic membrane
Molecular function (GO): signaling receptor activity; neurexin family protein binding
Source: RefSeq, a predicted model, not a curated record
CAUCAUAUCGAACCCGGGGGGAAGAACUCGUACCGGACCCCAGUUGGCUGCGAACGGUUAGUCUUCGGGUACUCGUGCAUGCUGCCAGACAGCUGAACGGUUUGCAGUCGGUCGUUCCUUCAAGCGGUUGUUCCCCCCGGUCGUCGUACCGUAUCUCCCGUUGCUGGCCGUGAUGCCACUGGCCGACAGAUGUGUGUAAUUGGGCCAACUUCCGACAUUGAUUGGCUUGUGAAUUCGGCGGAGGCCCCGCUGCUGUUGCCGUUGUAGUGACUGCGGGGAAAGGAUUUACUGAUUGAGGCGGAUUGGUUUCGCCUAAAGGAUUGCCGUCCCCUUAUAGGUCGUGAUGAAAUGUGAAACAAAAUCAAUUUCUUAGCUCGGAAAUGGGAGUGCUGUUGUGGAUCCUGUGGGAUGACAGUGAGAAAUAGGUGCUGUGAAAAAGUGACGGAUGCUGGAGCUCUGCUCUCUUUCAAUCUCUCGCUCUCAUUCACUCUCGCGCUCGGUAGUGGAUGGUGCGAGCGGUGCCUACAAGUGAGGCUUCCAAAGGUGGUGUAAAUUUCGUGACCAGGUGUGAAACUCGGAGCCCCUGACCGUGGUUUGGGGAAAUGGAUGCUAUUGAAAUCAAAUUUCUACCGAUCAUGGAUUAUUAUCGCAGCAACCGUGAAAAAUUGGUUCGUGUGAGUGCGUGCUAAAUAAAAAUAAAAAUGAGUGGAUAAGGGUGGUGUUUUCCGGAGCAAAAAAAAUUCCCCUCUGCACGGUGCGGGUUUUGCGGAAAAGUGUUGACGUGAGAGAAGUCAGAAGAAAAACACACUCAAUCAGAUGAAUGAUUGGGGCAGAAAUAGUAAAAGUUUACCCACUGCUGUGAGCAGAUUGGGCUAGGUCAGCGAGACCUAAUUCUGAGGACGGUGUUUCCGGGAAUCAUUACGACGUAUUGUGUGGGAACGAAACGAAAAUUCCAGCAGAAUCAAAAUUGUUAUUUUGGGUAUUCCGGGAUAGAGUGGCGAAAAGCGAAGAAUAAUAAAAUAUUUAUCGUGCGAAUGUGCAGUGGAAAUCUAGCUGGAGAGCGUACUUCAGUGAUUAAUAGUACUUGUGUCAGUCGUGCUUCGAAACGUAAAAAAUCCUCUCGAGUGGCAGAAACCAUUCGACAUGUACCAUCGCAGGAAGGAAAAUCCGUAAUAAGCAGGCUGUGAUGUGCCCUCUCUGCGAAAGGCAAGAAGGAGCAAGUGAAUCCACUUAGUGCUGUCGGGAAAAGAUGUGAAGUGAGGAUUAGCGAACAAGUUUGCUGUAAUAAACACAGGAUUAACGUAAGACAUUUAGCCGAGUCUAAAAGGUAGUUCGGAUUGGUGUCAUCAUAAGCAACACUAACAACCCGUGGGAUCCCGGAAAUUGGAAAACGAGUAAUCCUUGAACCUGGAUCAUGUUCAUCGCAUGAAUAAGGUUCCAACGAAUCCACUGGGUCAUUCAAUUAUCCCCGGAGCAAUCUGCAUCAUCACAACCGACCGGGGUAACUCUGCUGACUUUUUGCUCGGAGCUGCCGUGUUUCCAAGAAACAAAAAAAGCACCAGCUCUCUCUUCAUCAACAAACUGCAACCAGUCAGGUGCACUAGUAUAAAGAAGCACUCAAUUCGAUCCAACCUCCAACGGCUACGCUCCCCAUCCGCCCGCAUCCGGGGGAGCUCCACAGAACCAUAAUAAACGCUACCGGGUGGUAUCAGUUGCUACGUACUUGCUUUUGCUGCCGACGAGAAAAACAAACACCGGAGCAAGGAUUAUAUCUCCAACCCCGCCCUACCACCCACUAACCGCCACCGUCCCGGCACGAGGCAGGUUAGUUCGAACAAGAAGUCGGCGCGGGAAGGUUAGGUAAUAGUGCCCAAACGUCAGACACAGCACUAUUGCCUUAACAUUGCGAAGGCUGCUCGGUCACCUGGCACAGGCCAGGAUCAUUGCAAGCUUGUUAGCAGCCAAAGCCGGAUCAGAUCAGAUACAGACUCAUUUUCGAGCUUGUUGAUGGUACUAAUAAAUGGCCACAAGUUCUGAUUGUACUGUUGCGAGCAGGGCAGAUGUUACUUCUGAAGCUUGCCUUGGCUGGGCCAGGAGGACUCUGGUGUCGGUAUUCUUUAUUGGCAGUCGUUAGGAGGACAUAAAUAGUGAACCUUUCCGGUUGUAACUAUCUCACUAACGCACACACACACCUACACAUAUACGAACAGACACCCGCCUAUGGCAAAGCAAGCGCUGGAAUCUAAUAAUGAAGUGGAAUCGAUUGUGUCGGACGUCCUAACUUUUCCGAUGAAAGAAGAGAAGUGUCCGACUGAAGGAGUGUACAUUUUUCUUGCCAAACUACAGUAGCAAUGGGUUAGAUCGGGAAGUGGGACACAAGAUCGGGACAAGUGGAAUGCAAUCAACAGUGAUAUAUACUGACAAUUGUUAUUUCGCAAUUAUGUGCAAGCUUUCGCGAUAAAUUCUCCGCUUCUUGAGUGCACUCAAAAUUGAGAGAGAGAAAAAAAUAGAAACCGUUUCGGUUGGAAGUGUGAAAACAGUGCGGAUAUAAGUCAACCUCUGCUUUGAACCUUGCUCGACCAGACUGUGGUUAAAGACAGGCCAAAUAACCGCAACUGCCAGCCAACGCAAAACCAUGGCGCUUUUGAGAUGAAAGAAAAACACUUUUCAAAAACACCUCAUCUCUAAGGAAAAGCUGGAUACUUCGUCGAGGGCUUACGGCUGGAAAAUUGAAACUAAAGCGUUGUGCGAAGAUGAAACAAAUAGAACGGAGCAAUGAACGAACAGUAAAAAGUGUACGGCAGCACUCGACAGUUCAAGUUCCAUUCCAUCCAUGGUAGCGGUUUGAGUGAAAGAAAGAAACAAAGUAGAGGAAACAGCACCGUGCAAUCAUCGAACUUGGUGCGGCUCAACCCUUACCGAGACCACAAAUGAAACCAGGAUUUCAUCUUACAUCGGAAAACGAAAGGAAAAUAAAAUUAAAAUCCAAAACCAUUCUCCGGAAGACUUGAGCAGAGACUGUGGAAAACCAAACGUGUUAAAGUAAAAAAAGUAGUGGAUUGUUUGUGAAUUAUGUAAAUAAGCACCAGUGAACCGUUUCCGUGAUGAUGAUAGAAAAGCUCCGUUUCCAGCGCUGAACAACCCCCGCCCCCCCACAGCAGCAGCGUGUUAAGCGACGAACCCCAGCCAGCUGUACCGUGUGCACCCGGGGAAACCUGAACCGAACCGAACCUCGAUAUCCGAUGAAAAUGUUCGUCAAGUUCCAGUACUACUGCAUCAUCUACUUCCUGCUGGUGCGGCACCUGAACGGUUCCACGAUGGAUCUGUACAAAAACUCCCGGCUCAGCCAGCGCAUCGUGCAGACGCGGUACGGGCGGCUGCAGGGACUGAUACUGCCGCUGGAGAGUUACAAAUUCCUUAAACCCAUCGAAGCGUUCCUGGGCGUCCCGUACGCCACGCCGCCAACCAAGUUGAAUAGGUUUAGUCCAACCCGAACGCCCUCGCCGUGGGACGGCGUCCGGAUAGCCGAUAAGUUUAGUCCGGUUUGCCCCCAGCGGCUGCCGAAUGUAAAUAACGAAACAGCAGCUUUAGAUAAGAUGCCAAAAGGACGACUAGAGUAUUUGAAACGUUUGCUACCUUUUUUAAUAAACCAGUCGGAGGAUUGUUUGUACUUGAACGUAUUUUCACCUGCACAUGCCGCUCAAAGCGAAAGAAAAUUACCUGUUGUAGUAUUUUUACACGGAGAAUCAUUUGAAUGGAACAGUGGGAACCCGUACGAUGGGACCGUUCUGGCCAGUUACGGAGAAAUAGUUGUAGUUACACUGAAUUAUCGAUUAGGAAUCUUAGGUUUUUUAAAUGCCAAUCCGAGCCCGGAGAUACGGGCACGAGUGGCCAACUAUGGCCUGAUGGACCAGAUGGCGGCCCUGCACUGGGUUCAGCAAAACAUUGCCAAGUUCGGAGGGGACCCAUCGAUGGUGACCCUCGCCGGUCACGGAAGUGGUGCCGCGUGCAUCAACUUCCUAAUGACUUCACCCACGAUGGUACCCGGAUUGUUCCAUCGAGCGAUUCUGCUGUCGGGAUCGGCCUAUUCAUCCUGGGCCCUGGUCGAAGAUCCGGUAGUAUACGCACUGCGGCUGGCGAAGGAAGUCAAUUGCUCAAUACCGGAAGAUCUGAUCAAAAGUCACGAAGAGAUCGUGGACUGCUUGCGGGAUAUCCCACUGGAGGAUCUGUUUGCGGCAGACAUACAACCGCCAAGCUUCCUGAGUGCAUUCGGACCAUCCGUCGAUGGCGUGGUGAUCCGGCCGGGCCGAACCAAUCAAGACAUCGACGAGACGCCCAUCCGAGGAACCUCGAAACGAUCCCAGGGUGCGGCUGGGCGCUAUGACCUACUGUUCGGCGUCGUGACGGGUGAAGCCCUGUGGCGAUUCAGUGCAGUUGACAUCCAGAGUGGUUUCGAGGGUGAACGGCGGGACCGAAUCCUACGAACCUACGUACGAAAUGCGUACACCUACCACCUUAGUGAAAUUUUCUACACCGUAGUAAACGAAUACACGGACUGGGAACGAACGAGCAUGCAUCCAAUCAACACGAGAGACGCCGCAGUUGCCGCCCUCUCGGAUGCUCAAUUUGUGGCCCCGCUGGUGCAUACGGGGGAUAUGCUUGCACCGCCACCGCCACUACCCGGCCAGGAACCGUCCGGGCCGAAGUGUUUCUUCUACGUGUUCGACUAUCAAACCAAGGACGGUGACUAUCCACAACGAAUGGGAACGGUUCACGGUGAGGAUUUGCCGUACGUUUUCGGCGCUCCCCUGGUGGACGGGUUCAAUCACUUUCCCAGAAACUACACCAAAUCGGAGGUGGCCUUGUCCGAGGCGAUCAUGAUUUACUGGGCGAACUUUGCGAGGACGGGGAACCCUAACGAGCAUCACCGGCAGGACUCAAUCCUGUCGGCAUCCAAAGAACGCAAUCGUUUCCGCAGCAUCAAUUGGGACGAGUACGACCCAGUCCAUCAGAAGUAUCUCGAAAUAGGCAUGAAACCUCGCAUGAAGAAUCACUUUCGCGCCCAUCAGCUCUCGAUCUGGCUGAGGCUGAUACCGGAACUGCACAAGGCCGGCAUGGAGGAUGUGGUGGCGCGGCACAAUCUGUUCAAGAACCAUGACGACCAGGACAUCUACGAGGGCAUCGUCAAACCGAACGGGUUGUCCCGAUUAUCCUUCCUGGAGCAGGAUCUGAAACGACGUGGCAUGAAUGGGCCACAGUUCGGUCAUUCUCUGCACAGCAACGUCGGUAUGACAACCGUGGAACCAUCGCUGCUGACCACCUGUAUGCCAGUGAGCAACUAUACGGCCUACCCCCAACCAACUUCUAUGGUGCUGAACGCCACCAUGGACACCCUGGCCGGACUGGAGGCAGCCGGAUAUGCGGCAUACUCGACUGCCCUGAGCGUCACCAUCGCCAUCGGUUGCAGUCUGCUCAUAUUGAAUGUGCUGAUCUUUGCCGGAGUGUACUACCAGCGAGACAAGACCCGGCUGGAGGUGAAGAGUUUGCAAAAACAGUACCAGCAACGGAGCGGAAUGCACCAGCAGGGGCCGUUUGAUCCGAUUAAGCACGCCCACUACCACCUAGGUCACUCGCAGUCCGCAAACGUGAUAGUGGACGUGGAAAACCACGACACCGGUGCACUCAUCCUGGCCGGCGACGUCAAAUCACCACACAUCUGUUCCAAUUCGAUGCAGAUCAAUGUGAUGAAGAGCGGAUCACCGGGCAACGAUGGUCGGAAUGGUGGUGGUGGUGGUGGAGGAAGUGACGGUGGAGGUGGCUGUACGGUCCCAUCAGGUCAAACCACAAAUAAUGCAAAAAUCCCACUGGCUAAUAACACCUCGUACAAGCCACGAACCGAGCACAUUACGAUACCGAUCAAAAAUUCUACCUUCACCGGGGGCACCGGACUGAUGACGCUCCCCAAGCCGGGCACGGUGCACAUACCGAUGAGCUACAAUCGGAACGAGUGCAUGACACUUCCCCGGAAUACCGGCAUCAACGCAUCCAGUAUGACUACGGAGGCUCAACAAAUUAAACUACCGCCAAACGGAACUGCCAUCGGUGUCCACAUGCGCUCGAACGCGGCGACGGCCACCCUCGGCAGGCCGCAAUCCUGCAGUUCACCGGAAAACCGGUCCCUUCACUUGACAUCAACCGCAUCGACGCAGCAUCCGCCUCCACCGCCCUCAAGCGGCCAUCAGCACACGCACCAACACCACUCACACUCUCAUCUACAGCAGCAGCAGCAACAACAGCAGCAGCAGUAUCACCACCAGCAACAGCAGCAAGAUACCGGCGGAACCCAGCUACAGAACCUCAAGGGUUGCCCCCAGCAGUUACCCCACGCGGCUAUGAGUGAAAUGCGUGUUUGAUUGCACUUUGCCCGCGGGUGACCCCACAAUCCGGAUGAUGGUGAAAUUGUUUAAUGUUCUGUUUGUUGAUCCUGUUGUUACAUACACACACACACCCUCAUACAUACGACGACGUAUUUAGCCAGAGGAGACUACUGUCGCCCUGGGUGCUCACUACUACUGACUACUGGUGCUCUUUUGACUGGUCAUCGUCAUCAUCAUUAUCCUCAACCACCCUACGCUCCAUUCAGGUUUAGCUUUUAUGUUGAUUGAUUGUUGAUGUUUGUUAUGUUGUUUUAUGGAUAAAAGCGAAACUAGCAUGGGGUCGGUAUUGGUUUAUUCCAUCAUGCUCGCCGGUCAGUAGGUCGAGCUGCCAUUCUUACCGGUUAGGACCAGUUGCAAUUGAUGCCGGGAUCAAUGCGAAUGUUUCAUGGUCUUCUAACUAAGGCAAGUCGUCGUUCAAGUAAGGAUAAUGUUGGAGACUUCUUGUGAUUGGCAGCUUCAACAACAUGCUUAGCUUACGAAGAUUUCCAGUGACGAUCUUGAAUGGGGAAAUUUGCCGAGCACUUGCCAGUUCUGCAAUAUUCGUGAGUUGAACUUUCAAAACCACUCUAUUAAGUGUUUAAACAUUCCACUUGUUUGUGGUUCCUAAAUAGCAUCGCCAACCUGAUGAUAUUUACCACCACCACCACCAGUUCUCGUUAUGUCACGCUCAAAUUAAAUUAAAUUGUUAACACUGGCGAUUUUCUGGCCACAACAUAAUUAGUGUAUCAAUUCGUGAGUGGUUUAUAAAAAAGAAAAGUAACACAAAUGGCGAGUGUAUAACCUCUACACUAAUUACGCAUUUAACGAAACUACGACGCUGUCACCAAUAGUUAGAGGAAAUAAAGUCUGUUAGACUAUAAACGACGAAUACAGUUCUACGGAACUGUGCUUUCUUUUAACAAGUCAUUCAACCAUAAAUAAAUAAGAAAAAAGUGGAACGAACCAUGCCGGCACCUAAUCUGAUAAUUGUUUGCUCCGAUCAGUUAUUUCUAACCAACUAACUUCUCAAACCUAAGGUUAGGAAAGUGAGUUUAGAAAAAUGAAAAAAAUAAGAAUCAUAAAUCAUCAGCACUAGAUAAUCGCCGAUAGUAAAUUAUUUCACAAACUCAUCGUGACAUACCCAAACCUUCCACCCGCUCGAAAGAGGCAGACUGGUUUUCCAACAAACACAAGCGAUGAUGCAAUGUACAGAUUUUUUUCUACGAAUAGAAACACUACUAAACAGAAACCAGUAAACUAUAGAUAAAUUCAAAUUUAAAUUACCACUGGGUAACACUGGUGAAGUUACCGAAACUCAAGCGAAAAUAGCAAAACUGAAAAACAAAAAUAAUUAAGAAAACAAUCUUUCCAAACAGUUGAUUAGUCCCGACGUUAGCUGAAGAGAGGCUAAAAUAAAAACAAAAAAAAAACAAUAUAAAUAAAGAGACAAACUGAACAUUGAAGGUGUAAAAGAAAUGAGCGUAAACUAGUUGAUAAGUGAGGAAGAAUGCCGGUCAAAUACGAAAACAAAAGAAAAACACGAAUGUUAAAUGUUAAUUGAAAUACUUUAAUUGAUUGGAUGUAAAUCGAGGUGAACACUGAUUUUAAGCGCUGUUUUAAAGAAGAGUAACUGAAGGGAUGAAAGUAUUGGAAUAAAAACUGUAAAAAAAUAACAAUCCGAGUAACUGAGUAACA